Messenger RNA from Lasiosphaeria miniovina, 1845 nucleotides. Its product is annotated as DHHC palmitoyltransferase-domain-containing protein. Gene Ontology annotation, molecular function: palmitoyltransferase activity. The record is from RefSeq and is a predicted model, not a curated record. Lineage: Eukaryota; Fungi; Ascomycota; Sordariomycetes; Sordariales; Lasiosphaeriaceae. Bases 1 to 1845 code for a protein of 614 amino acids. The transcript has 2 exons.
AUGGCUCGACGCUGGGCGCGCAAGCUCGAGCGCACCUGUUGCGCCGCAGCUACCUACUUCCCUCUGCUUUUCGUCUAUGGAUUGACUAGUUGGGCUGUCUUUGUACUGGUGACACUCAGCACCGAGUCCUCUAAGGUGAACUGGCUUGGCCGGUGGACAGGCGUUAUUGGUGUCUCCCUCUAUGUUCUAUUGAACUGGUCUUACACCACCGCCGUCUUCACUUCGCCCGGCAGCACUACCAACGAGGCCGGCUACAGCACACUCCCGACACACGCCCAUCCGCCCUCGACCUCGUUCACUGUCAAAUCCAAUGGCGAACUGCGCUUCUGCAAAAAGUGUCAGGCCCGCAAGCCUGACCGCGCUCACCACUGCUCCACCUGCCGCCGCUGCGUGCUCAAGAUGGACCAUCACUGCCCUUGGCUGGCCACGUGCAUUGGUCUACGAAACCACAAGGCCUUCCUGUUGUUCCUCAUCUACACCACCCUCUUCAGCCUUUUCGCGUUUGGCGCCUCGGCCGUUUGGGUGUGGGUCGAGAUCAUGAAUAACACCACGUACGUCGAGACCCUCAUGCCUGUCAACUAUAUUAUGCUCUGCGUUGUCGCCGGCAUCAUCUCCAUUGUCGUCGGCGCUUUCACUUCCUGGCACAUAUACCUGGCCUCGCGCGGCCAGACCACCAUUGAGUGCCUUGAGAAAACCCGCUACCUCUCUCCCUUGCGCCGCACUAUGCAGAACGCCUACAUUGCCCAGCACACGGAAGGCCAAGGCGUCCAGCUGCCAAGAUACGGCCAGCAGCUUCUCGAUCUCCACCAGAAUGUCUUGCCGGGCAUUACGAGGCCGGAGGAGGGAGUGGAUCUUCGGCCGUCCCCCGCCUUGCACUCAUCGUGGCAGCAACAGGGCAGCGGCAGCGACCACGACGCUCGCGACCUUAACCCUGAGCUCCAGGGCGGAUCUCGCCGCUUUACCUACGACGAGAUGGAGCGGCACCGCGCCCGUAAGCGCUACGAAGAGUACCUGGAUGAACAGGAUUCAGUGAAGCUUCCCAACGCAUUCGAUCUCGGCGCGCGCCGCAACCUGCUGCAUCUGUUUGGCACGUCGCCGUGGCUGUGGGGACUACCAAUUUGCAACACGACUGGCGAUGGCUGGAGCUGGGAGCCGAAUCCGAAGUGGAUCGAAGCCCACGAUCACCUGGCCCUGGAACGCGAGGAGCAGCGCGUGCGGGAGCGGGCAGCCGGGUGGGGGGGAGAUGACACAUCAGAACCAACUCUUCCUUGGUCUCAGCAGCAGCAGCAGCAACAACAGCAACAACAAGAGCACCAAAGCAGCCAGAAACCACCAGCAGCACAGGCUAGCUACCACAAUUCGCAUCUCCAGCCGGCUCAGUACAGCAGCCCCAGCCCGGUCUCAUCGCCCGGCCGUCGCACGCCGAGCAAAGCGGACCGCAUCUUGGGGCGCGAUCCGAACAUGUACGAGGAUGACCCCUUUACGUCUCCAGAAGACCAGGACUCCGUCUCCAUGCGGCGGUUGAGUCCAAGAGGGCGCGCUCUCGGCGGGGCUGACGACGAGGAUGACUACGACGACCAUGAAGACGAGGGCGAUGCUGUAAGGCGGCGACAGCAGCAACAACAACAAGCCGAGGCCGAGCGCCGUGCACUGGACGUGGUAACCAACGGCAGGUGGGGCCGCAUGGGAGGAGGAGCUGCCGGCAGUGGCGGCGUCGGCGGUGUUCCUGGGUUGUUGGGAAGGCCCUCGCCACCCGCGGAUGGCACAGGGACCCGCAGGGGGUUCCCGACUCGUGCUGGCAGUAACAACAAUGCCAAUGACGAUGACGAUAGCGGCGUUGAUUAA